AUGCAAUCAUACUCCGAUGCCGCGCUAAUGCUUACGGAAAAUCAUUUUCAUGCCUGGUACCCCCAAUCCCGCUUAUACGCUCAGCCUUGUCGCGCGCAGACACCGCAGCAUAGACGUAACAGACCAUUGUCCCACUGGGAUUCUCUUCUUCAGACGUGGCGGCGCUUUGGCCGCGAUCGUGUGAUGGGUGUGCUUGCCCGUUGCGUGCGUGCCAACUCGACCGGACACUGGCAGUAUGACCUUUGCGAUAGCGGCGACAAGUACGCCCUGGUGCUGACCAACUUGGCGUUUGUGCAUGAGGCGGCACGCAUCAAGUACGGCUUCAAGCACAAUGCGUGGCGCAAGUCGCUAGCCGACAAGCUGCGGGCGUAA
Messenger RNA from Akanthomyces muscarius, 372 nucleotides. RefSeq lists its product as uncharacterized. Gene Ontology annotation, cellular component: membrane. The record is from RefSeq and is a predicted model, not a curated record. Bases 1 to 372 code for a protein of 123 amino acids. NCBI's taxonomy places the organism in Eukaryota, Fungi, Ascomycota, Sordariomycetes, Hypocreales, Cordycipitaceae. The transcript has 2 exons. Gene Ontology annotation, molecular function: glycosyltransferase activity.